CAAAGACAUGAAGAUCAAGUCCCUAGAAGAGAUCUACCUUUUUUCCCUUCCAGUCAAGGAGUCUGAAAUCAUUGACUUUUUCCUGGGCUCCUCUCUGAAAGAUGAGGUUUUGAAGAUCAUGCCGGUGCAGAAACAGACCCGUGCCGGUCAACGAACCAGGUUCAAGGCUUUUGUUGCCAUUGGCGACUACAACGGUCACGUGGGCCUUGGUGUCAAAUGCUCCAAAGAAGUGGCCACUGCCAUCCGGGGGGCCAUCAUCUUGGCCAAGCUGUCUAUUGUGCCAGUCAGGCGGGGCUACUGGGGCAACAAGAUCGGCAAACCCCACACCAUGCCUUGCAAGGUCACCGGUCGAUGUGGCUCAGUUCUGGUGCGCCUCAUCCCUGCACCACGUGGUACUGGGAUCGUUUCUGCCCCAGUUCCCAAGAAGCUGCUGAUGAUGGCUGGCAUCGACGACUGCUACACCUCGGCCAGGGGCUGCACAGCUACAUUGGGCAACUUUGCCAAGGCCACUUUUGACGCCAUCUCCAAGACCUACAGCUAUCUGACCCCCGACCUCUGGAAGGAGACAGUCUUCACCAGAUCUCCAUAUCAGGAAUUUACCGACCACCUGGCGAAGACCCAUGCCACUCGAGUCUCUGUGCAGAGAACCCAGGCAGCCGCUGUGGCCACUACUUAAGAGGAAACGCUUUUAAGAUGAAAAUGUUCAAUAAAAUUUCAGAACCAAGCGAAAAAAAAAAAAGAA
Messenger RNA from Anolis sagrei ordinatus, 742 nucleotides. The record is from RefSeq and is a predicted model, not a curated record. NCBI's taxonomy places the organism in Eukaryota, Metazoa, Chordata, Lepidosauria, Squamata, Anolidae.